Molecule: messenger RNA, 1479 nt
Organism: Exophiala oligosperma
Lineage: Eukaryota; Fungi; Ascomycota; Eurotiomycetes; Chaetothyriales; Herpotrichiellaceae
Exons: 1
Coding region: 1-1479 (492 amino acids)
Source: RefSeq, a predicted model, not a curated record
AUGUUGACGUGUCGGUGUUUCUUCUCAUCAAAUUUGUUGGCAGAAAUGACAACAACACAAUGCAUCUCGGGAGUUUCAGAGGCGGUCAUCAAUCUCUGUCACGGUCGAAUCCUAGAACGCAUGCACUUUUUCCUUACAGGAACACCUUCUUUCAGGCGUGGGAACCAUACUCUAAAACUCGUCAUUUCUGACAGCCCGAACAGUGCCCUGGCAAGCUUACGGCAGACUGCUCGAGGUCCGGCUGGUCAAGAUCUUUCUAGAAGACUGUCUCGCCUGAAGAUUGAUUUCGAAGAGUUCCUACGCAGGUCCGAAUCUCUGUCAUCGAUUGAUGAGAUGUAUGAGUUGCAAGUCAUUGUCAAGAAAUGCUUCUCCGUCACCACUCGUGAUGGGGAAAUGUCUUUCUGGAACACCCUCUCUUCGGCCGGAAUAAGUCCUAAAAAGUGGUUCAACAACAAGUUCGUCAUGCAGAUCGAUAAACUCGCCGCGUACCACAGGAUACCGGUUACGCUGGUAAAGGAUGUCCGUAAGAGAGGUUCACGAGCUUUGUUCACAAACAUCACACCGCUAUAUCUCGAACCAUAUGCUUCGAAAUGGACGACGAUAUCUGCCGAAGGCAAACGGGUGAAAUGUCACGUACACGCAGAGGUACAAAUCAUUACACAUUACCUCAAGUCACAACCACCACCACGCAUUCCACCUCGCUUCAUCGGGACGAGCAAGGCUGCCUGCUUCCUCUGCCACCUGUUCAUCGAGUCACACGGGGCGUUCAUGGUGUCGGCCACUCACGGCCGGCUGUAUGAUCAAUGGACCAUUCCGGACCUGGCGGAUUACAGCUCAGAGGUGGUUAAGAAGCUCAGGGGCGUCAUCACGGUCAUGGACGACGAAUGUAGACGUCUCGUCAAAGAAAAGCAUGGUCGUGCUUUUCCAUUGACCAGCAGGCACAACCUGAGAGAUUUUCCCAGGUAUUCGCCGGUAACUUCUUCGGUCAUGUCUCAACAGCAGCAGCAGCAGCCGCACAUGCCGGCUAUAGGUGAAGCAGAGGCGGUGGAUGAAGCUGUAUUCGAAAAACUUGAUUUGAAAUCCGAUAUGGUUGAGGACAUUGUCAGUCAGAGCAAUGAGAAGGACGAGCGAAAGGUUGACCAGAUAGCAAGCAACCCAUCAGAUUCAUCGUCGACAUUACGAUCGGGACCGUCGACUCAAGAAGUUCGGAUCGAACCAGAUCAACCACAGUACGUCGACAGCAUACCCGGUAUAAAUAUCAGUCUGGAGGUCGAAACUCCUUCAAUAGGAAUGGCACAGUUUCGAAAGGUUUCGGCGACAAAUGGAACUGAACAUGUGUCUAAUCUGGUCAAACUCGAAGAUUUGAGGUUGGGAGAUGAAAUGUAUUUUGUGAGACCGGAGGAUCAGGAUCAUGUAGGUUUGCGUAUCAUCGGUAAAGGAGAGAGAGAUUUGUGCUUUUUGCGAUUGAGAUGGAUUUGA